AUGACAACAACAACUUUUUUUUUAUUUUUAAUUCCAGUAUUAGGUAUAAUAUUAUUAUUAGUUAAUUUAAUACUUUCACCACAUAACCCUUAUCAAGAAAAGGAUAGUGCUUUUGAGUGUGGUUUUCAUUCUUUUUUAGGACAAAAUAGAACACAAUUUAGUAUUUCUUUCUUUAUAUUUGCUUUAUUAUUUUUAUUAUUUGAUUUAGAAAUUUUAUUAAUAUAUCCUUAUGUUGUUAGUGCUUACACUAAUGGUAUUUAUGGUUUAUUAGUAAUGAUAGUAUUCUUCCUAGUAUUAACUUUAGGUUUUGCCUUUGAAUUAGGUAAAAAUGCUUUAAAAAUAGAAAGUAGACAAAUAUUUAAUUUUAAUAUAAAAUCUUGAAAUGGUUAUUCUUUAAUUUAUAAGUAA
This is a messenger RNA of Penicillium roqueforti, 408 nucleotides long. NCBI's taxonomy places the organism in Eukaryota, Fungi, Ascomycota, Eurotiomycetes, Eurotiales, Aspergillaceae. The record is from the annotation of a RefSeq genome assembly.